Messenger RNA from Formica exsecta, 4612 nucleotides. RefSeq names its product probable Dol-P-Man:Man(7)GlcNAc(2)-PP-Dol alpha-1,6-mannosyltransferase (gene Alg12). NCBI's taxonomy places the organism in Eukaryota, Metazoa, Arthropoda, Insecta, Hymenoptera, Formicidae. Bases 482 to 3385 code for a protein of 967 amino acids. The record is from RefSeq and is a predicted model, not a curated record. Gene Ontology annotation, molecular function: alpha-1,6-mannosyltransferase activity. Gene Ontology annotation, biological process: protein N-linked glycosylation. Gene Ontology annotation, cellular component: endoplasmic reticulum membrane. The transcript is spliced from 8 exons.
CCAACUAGUGUUUUUCCAACUAUGUUUGUUGCAAAAUUGUGGGGUGAUGUGUGGUUUCUGAUUUCGUAUAAAGUCAGGACUGACAGUCGGCAGAUCCCAGAUCCCAGGUUCGAAUCAUUCGAUCCUCAUCCCCUAUAUGCCUCUGUGGCGUAUCGUAAUGCCAAUAAAAAAUUUGUUAUCAAAAGAAAAAUUAAUAAAAAAUCAAGCGAUGCUGCAAUAAUUAUAAAUUGACCAAAUAAUUAUGUGAAUAUCUCGAAAUUGAUAUUCGUGUUAGUAGAGAAAGACGCAUGCGUAAACCGCCUGUUUUGUAACAGUAUACAGUAUACGUGGUUGGGUGCCCGGUCAUCAGCCAUACAGUAAUACCGCAACAAUAACACGUUGAAAAAAGGUUUUUCGGUCUCACUUCCUAAGUCUAUCAUGACAAGGUCAACGAAUUUGCCGAGCGAGAACACACAAUUAGUUUAAACGCAAUUCGACGAUCAUGGAGCAGCUAAUUAUCCUAAUAUCGAUGGUGUAUCAAUUAUAUUGUCCGUUCACAAAAGUUGAGGAAAGUUUCAAUCUGCAGGCUAUGCAUGAUAUCCUCUGUCACGGCUUCAAUCUGACGGAGUAUGAUCAUCACGAAUUUCCUGGAGUGGUACCACGUUCUUUUCUGGGGCCUAUUGUAGUAUCCGGUCUUGCCUCGCCACUAAUAGCAUGCAUUAAUUACCUAAAGCUCAAUAAAGUUAUUGCUCAAUAUGCAGUAAGAGCAACAUUGGGAUUAUUGGUGAUAGGUACAUUCAAAUUAUAUAGGCACGCUUUACAGAAUAUCUUUGGGCUGCAGUUUACAAAAUGGUUUAUUGCCAUAACUGUAACGCAGUAUCAUUUUAUGUACUAUCUCAGUCGCCCACUGCCAAACAUAAUGGCUAUGCCUUUAGUGUUACUAGCCUUAUUUGGAUGGCUAAGGCAAAAUUAUUUGAUAUUUAUCUGGUCAUCAGCUGCAGCAAUAAUAAUAUUCAGAGCAGAACUCGCCAUACUGUUGGGAUUGUUCCUAUUAUUUGAUAUAGCUAGCAAGAAACUUUCUGUACAAAGACUGUUUAAAAUCGCAGUUCCAGCUGGUAUAUCGUUCUUAGCACUUACUGUUGCUAUAGAUUCAACAUUCUGGGGACGCUUAGUAUGGCCAGAAGGCGAAGUAUUUUAUUUCAACACUAUUCUUAAUAAGAGCAGUGAAUGGGGUACAUCACCAUUUUUGUGGUACUUUUAUUCAGCGUUGCCGAGGGGUCUAGCACUUUCAUACUUUCUAGUUCCUGUGGGGAUGUUUUGGGAUGCUAGAGUUCGUACGUUUACCGUCCCAGCUAUUGUAUUCGUCGCAAUAUUGUCAUUUCUACCACAUAAGGAACUGAGAUUUAUCAUAUAUGUGUUUCCGUUACUAAAUGUUGGUGCAGCUGUUGCUUGCCAUAGAAUAUGGGAAAACAGAGCAAAAACAAAGUGGAAUGGUUUUUUAGCACUGGUAAUCCUGAGUCAUGUUGCAUUAAAUAUUGUAUUCUCCACAUUUCUGCUAUAUGUGGCUAAUUUUAAUUAUCCUGGAGGUGUGGCAAUUACUAGAUUACAUAGACUCGAGAAAAACUCGAUUGAGCCAGUGCAUGUACAUAUCGAUGUAUUCACUGCGCAAACCGGAGUAUCAAGAUUUACACAGACUAACGCUUCUUGGAUAUAUUCGAAACAAGAGAAUUUGACUGUCGAUGAUCCUGAAAUGCUACAAUUCACUCAUCUCUUGAUGGAAGCAAAAAGCAAAUAUUCUCCAAAAAUAAAAUCUUAUCUUAAAACCCAUAAUAUUAUUGAUUCUAUCGAUGCAUUCUCGCAUAUAGCAUUUAAUUAUAACAUGAUACCGCCUAUUAGAGUUAAAACAAAACCUAGUAUAUUUAUUAUGAAAAGAAAAUCGAAUAUCACAUACGAUCUUCAUAAAGCAAAAUCUUCGAUUUCUAUAAAGAAUUCUUCAAAACAAAUAGAUAAUAUAGAAAAUGUAGAAUUUAACAUGUCACAUGAAGACAAUGAAGUAAAGACAAUGGAACCGAUAGUUCAUAAUAUUGUGGAGUCAUUAGAAGAAUUUGGAAAGUCAGAAGAAACUGAUAAACAAAAUUUAUCGAAAGAUAUAGAAGAGAUUAAAGAAAUGAUUAAUAAUACCGAAGAAAAAAUCGGAAUGAUUAACAAUCUAAUAGAAGAUAAUGUGACAUCUAUGGAAAAUAUUACUACAUGGAAAAUUGAAGAUACAAAUAAAUUAUCACCAAAUUCAAAAGAUAAAAAAGAAAAAAAUUUGGAUUCUCAGGAAAAUUUCGAAAGUGUUCCUAAUAUCUAUGAUACCAAACUUGACGAAAAAAUAAAAACGGAUAUUGAAGAGGAAAAAAUUAUUAAAGAAAAACCUAAAAACGAUUUAAAUCUGCAACAAGAAACUCAGGGUACUAAAAAAACGGUUAAAAAAAUUAUCCAGGAAAAGAUAAGAGAAGACAACCAAAAAAGAGAAACAAAUGAUAAACGAAAAAAUACAGAGCUUCCAAUAAAAGUGAAAAAAGGAGCUAUAGCAGCAGAAUGGCCAAAAAGAACGAAAAUGUUACAAUCCAAUUUACAAGAAGCAAAGGAUUUUAAAAUCUUUACAUAUAAAUCGCCAUUAACAAUUCAAGAUCAAAUUAAGAUUGCAAAAGAACAUGCAAAAGAUGAUGAUAAACAGAAAUUUAUUAAAGCAAAAGACACUACACAGAAGACAGAUAAAAUCAAGAUAAUAAAACCAGUUAAUCGAGAGCAAAUCGCGGAAAACGAAGAUCUAAGUAAAGAAAAAAUUGUAGAUGUAACAAUAAAGAAAAUUACAACAACACAUGAUAGUGUUGACACAAAAUUACCUGUAACUGAGGGACAAAUCGUAAAGAAAGAGGGUAAAAAAGACUUUAAACCAUCAAAACCAAUAAAUGUAAGAGAAAGUAUAAAAAAUAUAAUAAAUCAAUUUAAAGAAUUUGAAAAAGAUUUUAUAUAUGAUAAUAUUGAUUCAAUGACAUCAAUGAAUGAUAUAAGCCAUGCAAAUCGUAUUGAGAGCGAUCUACGCAUAACAGAAAUGGACAAUAGUAUUACAGAUCAUUCUGUGAAAAGUGAGACUCAAGUUGUGAUAAAAGAUGCUAGAGAAAGUUUCAAAGAAAUAUUAGAUCAAUUUAAGCAUAUCAAGGAUGAAUUAACUUUAGAGGAGGAUGAUCAAUUUGAUGAAAUUGCAGCAAAAUAUAUGGAACAGCCAAUUGCUCAAACUUUAUUACAGUUUAGUGAAGCUCUAAAAGGUUUAAUGCAGCAUAGAAAAAAGACUUUGCCCGAACAUACGACCGACUUGUAUGAUAACCAAAAUGUAAACAUAUCAGAUAUCAGAAGAUGAUUAUAUAUCAGAACAUCAAAGAAAACUUACGGUAGAAAAAAUCAUUCAAGCAGCAACAAAAGAUUAUGCGAAGAAGACAAAAAUGGAAAAUGAUUAUAAGACUGUUAAAAAGUCAAGAGCUGUAUAAAUAAAACGAAAAGCAUGGAAAAACCAGAUACGUUAGUGCAAUUAUAAAUAGUCUAAAACAAGAUGCUAUUAUGGUUUCUAAUACAAAACAAGUACCUCUAUAUAUUAAAAGUUUUAAAAAUCGUAUUAAAAAUGUCUUUUUGCUUCUCGUAGUAUCAAUCUUAUUUACAUUAUUUUAAAUAUAUAAAUUUCAAAUAAUGUCAAUAAAAGAUUGAUACUAUGAGAGGUACAGAAAAUUUGUACAGAAAAAUACUAAAAAGUAAUAAAAUAGUCAAGACAAUUAAAUAUUGUUUCGUAAGUAACUUCAUCAAGUGUUACUAGUGAAACAACUGUAUACUUAUAACUAUGUAAAUAUGUUUCCCUGUGAUAUCAAAAAUGUUGUAUUUUUUAAUGUGUGCUUACAUAUUACCAAUAUAGGAAGUAUAAAAUUUAUUUUUCCUAUGUGAGAUAUUUAUAUAAUGAAUUGCGAAAAUGGUUUGGUGGAAAAGUACUAUAUAAUUUUUCAUAUUACAGAUGUAUAAUUAAAUUUUUACUUUGCAUAAAAUUGUACAAAUAUACAAAAAAAAAAAUGUAUUAAUUUAUACAUAGUAAUCAAAAGAGAGAUACAAAUAUUUUAUAUAGCUAUUUUAUAACUUCAUUAUUAUUUUCUCUUCUUUCAUCAUAUUUUCAUUACAUAUAUUUUUAAGUGUAAUAAUAGAUAUUUUAUUUGUUCAUUAACUGUAAACAUUAAGUUGGUAUGUGAGUUAUAUUAUUAUCAGAUUUUUGCAUUUAGAUAUUGCUUAUAUAAAAUUUCUCGCGUUCCUCUAGCUAUAUUGUAUCAUGCUUGUAUUUGUAUGUAGCGAAUCAGAUAUUAAAUCAUAAAUGUAAAUAAGUUAUAUAAGUUAUCUGCCAUAUGUAAUAUAUCAUGCAAUAUUUACAGAUGGAUAUUUAAUUUUCAUAUUGGUAUCUAUAGAGCAAUCAAGUGCCUUAUUAAAUCUCUUCCAAUAUUCGGAGUGGCGUUAAAAACAUAAAUGUACACAUAUGCAUGAAUAUAAUAACUGUAUGUGUGCUUAAUAAUUAUACCAUGUAUUAGUGUUUUAUAAAUUGAAAUUGUUCAAUAUA